GAUCACGUGAACGCAAACUUCCGGGUAGGUACUCCUCACAGGCUCUGGGGGAAAACUUGUUUUUCCAGUUCUGUGCUGUGAGCUCGUGCGGUUGCAAGUGUACGCCAGCUUCGCUCAUCUAAUAAAGGUCACGAUGUCGGCGCGGAGAGUUGCGCUCGUGACGGGCUCGAACAAGGGCAUCGGGCUCGCGACGGUGCGCGCGCUGUGCAAGCAGUACGACGGGGACGUGUACCUGACGGCGCGCGACGUGGCGCGCGGGACGGCCGCCGUGGAGGGUCUGAGGGCGGAAGGGCUCGCGCCGCGUUUCCACCAGCUGGACAUCACGGACGCGGGCAGCGUGCGCGCGGCGCGCGACUUCUUCAAGGCGGAGUACGGCGGCGUGGACGUGCUCGUGAACAACGCGGGAAUCGCCUUCAAAAUGGCUGAUAAAACACCUUUCGGGAUCCAGGCUGAUGUGACGCUCAAGACAAAUUUCUUUGCCACCAGAGACUUGUGCAAUGAGUUCCUCCCCAUUAUCAAGACAGGAGGAAGGGUGGUGAAUGUUUCCAGCGUCAUGGGUUCCAUCGCCCUGAGCCGCUGCAGCCCGGACCUCCAGGCUCGCUUCCGGAGUGAUGAUAUCACCGAGGAUGAACUGGUGGGGCUAAUGGAGCGCUUCGUGGCGGAUGCUAAAGAGGAAGCUCACACUCAAAGGGGCUGGCCCGAAACCGCAUAUGGCAUCUCCAAGACUGGCUUGACCACCCUGACCAGGAUCCAUGCCCGGAAACUGACGCAGGAGAGACCUGGCGAUGAAAUCCUGUGCAAUGCCUGCUGUCCAGGAUGGGUGAGGACCGACAUGGCAGGGCCAAAUGCUACAAAGUCACCAGACGAGGGCGCCAUCACUCUAGUCUAUCUGGCACUGCUGCCACCAGGGUCUAAGGAACCUCAUGGGCAGUUUGUGUCAGAAAAGAAGGUGCAGCCAUGGUGAUCAGGUUCGAUUCUCCUGCUCGACCAUAUAAUAAGCUAUUAUAAUAUCUAAUGUAUGUUGCAGCUUCAUGGUACCGCAUGUUACAUGUCGGGGGUAGUUUCUUGUUUUUCUGUGAUUUAAUUAGACUUUAUCAUUAAAACACUCCAUGCUGAAUAAACCAAACAAAUAAAAUUUGUUAUUUAAAAAACAGUUAUUCUGCAUAGUUCACUUAACUAGGCCAACCAGAUAAGAGGAUUUAUUUGAAACAAACUGACAUACUACAAUGUUACGCACUUUCACGAUCCUUGCACUUGUGCCUUAUUCCGCUUAUUAUAUUAAUAUGUUAAGAAUUGAAUCAUUUUUAUCAUCGCAUCAAUUUUAAGCAUUUAUAUUUAUGGCUUGUGAACUAUAAACCAAAAAUAAAGUUUUUUACACAUUGAUGUUUCUGUCACUGUACAAAUGUUAUCAUCAUAUAUAGGCUAUGUUAUAUAAACAUGUAUUUCAUAUUUGAAAACACUUUUGCCCCUGGCUGCUGAUCAUACACUAAAUAAAAGAAUUUUCUGUACAA
Molecule: messenger RNA, 1511 nt
Organism: Clarias gariepinus (North African catfish)
Lineage: Eukaryota; Metazoa; Chordata; Actinopteri; Siluriformes; Clariidae
Gene: cbr1
Product: carbonyl reductase 1
Exons: 4
Coding region: 134-964 (276 amino acids)
Molecular function (GO): carbonyl reductase (NADPH) activity
Source: RefSeq, a predicted model, not a curated record